ACCGAUCAGCUCAAAGGAACAAAAGUUUUAGAGAAGAUAAUACAGAAGAUAACAUUACUGAUGAUGAGUCUAAUCUUUUGGAAGAACUUCAAAGAGCAAAAGACAUGCUGACAACAAGUGAAUUAGAAUGUCAAUAA
This is a messenger RNA of Entrophospora sp. SA101, 137 nucleotides long. NCBI's taxonomy places the organism in Eukaryota, Fungi, Glomeromycota, Glomeromycetes, Entrophosporales, Entrophosporaceae. The record is from the annotation of a GenBank genome assembly.